AUGUCUUCGAAGCCUUUCAAACCACUAACGCUUCGAAAACCUCUCACGAGCGAUGAUUGCGGCGAUGUGAUGCACCCACCGAUCAAGCGAAGAAAGCUCAGUCCUCCAGACGACUCUCACACUGCGGCCACGUAUCGGCAGACUGCGCUUACCAAUAAAGACGUACACUCCCACAAUAACUCCGAGAGAGCAGCGCUCAGAGACAUUCGCAAUCUCUCGGAUCCCGUUGAGAAGCAGGAGAAGCCGAACUCGGAUGGAUUUGCGAGUUACUACUCGGUAUUAUGGCGUGCUCCCACAAACAAGAAAAAUAAGACCUGGACAGAUGAUGGACAGCUUGCAGUCGCCGGUGGUUAUGCAACGCUAUACAACAAGUCAGGGAAGAUCAUAGGCCGCACCGCAUUCUCCGCUCCCUUGUUGCCCGGUUCGGCUUUGUCCAUUGGCGGUAAGGAGGUUGAGGUCGACUCGUGCAUCACCAAGAAUGACCAUGUUUCGAUCAUCAAACCUGCUCCCGCUGCCACCAAAGUUGUGGACAGUUCGAUCUCCAAACCUCUAUUCACAGCACCCUUGAUGUCUCAGCCACGUAAGCAGAGCAUGAAGGCACAGAUGAGGGCGCUGAUUCAGAAUGAGAAGACGGAGAGCCAAAAGAAUGGCAAUCCACAACCUAGCCGUGUUGCUGCGUUUCGGCAACCACUGAAAGAGUCCACCAUCCUCCCGCAGGGGCCCUCUGAAACUCCUAUUCCGCGCCACGAUCCCAAGGCGAAUGGCGCGCUUGUCUUCAAGAGGCCGAAGAAUCCACCUCAAGGGCGCCAGACUGUCGAUGUUGUAUUAGAUCCGCUAAUUGGCAGGCUUCUACGUCCGCAUCAGAGAGAAGGGGUCAAGUUCCUCUACGAAUGCGUGAUGGGACUGCGGUCUUUCGACGGGCAGGGCUGUAUCCUUGCUGAUGACAUGGGGCUAGGCAAGACCUUGACGACAAUUGCUCUGUUGUGGACGCUACUUCGGCAGUCUCCAGUAUAUAGGGGUGCACCUGUCAUCAAAAAGGCCCUUAUCGUUUGUCCCGUUUCUCUGAUUCGCAACUGGAAGCGCGAAUUCAAGAAGUGGCUGGGCCUGGACCGGCUCGGAGUGCUCGAGUUCGAAGAUCAAACUACUCGACUGAGCGACUUUGACGGCAGAGUCUAUCAGGUCAUGAUCAUCGGUUAUGAGAGGCUGAGGAUAGUUGCCGAUGAUCUCGCAAAGGGCCAACCCAUCGACAUUGUCAUCUGCGAUGAGGGCCAUCGCCUCAAAACCAUGAAGAACAAGAAUGCUCAAGCUAUCGAAUCACUCAACACUCGCAGGAGGGUUAUUUUGUCCGGAACGCCCAUCCAGAACGAUCUCGGGGAGUUCUUCGCCAUGGUCAACUUCGUCAAUGAUGGCUGUCUAGGCUCGCAAAAGGGGUUCAUUAGGGACUUCGAGAAGCCUAUCAUAAGAAGCCGGCAGCCCGACGCGUCUGAAGAGGAGAUUGAGCGUGGACAGGAAGCGAGUGAAGAACUUGCUCGCACGACGUCGCCUUUCAUCCUCCGCAGGACAGCAGACAUCUUGUCGGAGUUCUUGCCGCCCAAGACCGAAUACGUGCUCUUUUGCAAACCGACACAAGGGCAGGCAAAGAUCUACCGAAACAUUCUGAAAUCUCCCAUGUUCCACAGCGCUCUUCGAAGCAACGAGAGUGCGUUCCAGUUGAUCACUAUCUUGAAGAAGCUAUGCAACAGUCCUGCCCUGAUGGACCCUAAAUUUGGCAAUGACGACUCCACACCUUCCUCGUCGCUCAAGACAUUGAACGAGAUGCUUCCCGAAGGUCUGUCUAAGUUGUACCACAACUCUCUUUCGUGCAAGAUUCGCCUGCUCGACGAACUCCUGCAGCAGAUACGGCAUAACACAGAUGAGAAGGUGGUGGUGAUCUCGAACUACACUUCGACCUUGAAUUUGAUCGAGCAAUUAUUGGUCAAUUCCAACCUACCCCAUCUGCGCCUCGAUGGGUCCAUUGCAGCGAAGAAAAGACAGGGCCUUGUCGAUCAAUUCAAUCAGUCCAAGUCCACGGAGUCGUUCGCUUUCUUGUUGAGCGCAAAGGCGGGUGGUGUGGGCCUCAACUUGAUCGGUGCAAGCCGACUUGUGCUCUUCGAUGUCGACUGGAAUCCGGCAACGGACGAUCAAGCUGUCGCACGUAUACACCGACAAGGCCAGAAGCGACACUGUAAAAUCUACAGGUUUCUUGUGAAAGGCGGCAUAGAGGAGAGAAUCUGGCAACGCCAAGUAGUCAAAAGGGCAUUGGCCGACAGUAUCAUGCAAGGAAAAUCUGCUGGCUCGGCCGGACGUCUUGAAGGAGGCGGGAAGGGCCAGACCGCAACAUUCAGCCAAGACGAGUUGAAAGAUUUGUUCCGUCUCGACGAAAGCGAUGGAUUGCGCACGCAUGACCUGAUACAAUGUCCUUGCGACGGAACAGGACCCAAAGACGAGACGGUAGAAGACUUUAUGGGCGAUGGGCAAAUACUCGUCGAUGAUCAACAAUCGAAUGCUACUGUUGGAGAUUCCGAGGACGAGUUUCCAGACAUUGCUGAGUUCGCGAAAGAAGGUGUCAUCAAGUCGGAGACAUUGACAAAGACCGAGCGUGAAGCGGAGUGUGAGGAGCUGAUGAGAUAUAUGCACCUGGAUAUGUCGGUUCUCUCCAAGACAGAAAAGGAGGGGAGUGUUGUCAAUGGGGUCGCGUCUGCCAUUGGUGAUGCUUGCCUGGAACAUGUCGUCCGGCUCGAGGCAGACAUGGUAGGAGGCGGUGGCGUCUCCUACGUUUUCAAGAGGACUGAGGGCAGUCAACUGCUUGAACAGACUGGAAAGGCACCCAUAAACUCAUACUGA
Capronia coronata CBS 617.96 is the source of this 2883-nucleotide messenger RNA. Its product is annotated as DNA repair and recombination protein RAD54B. Gene Ontology annotation, cellular component: nucleus. Lineage: Eukaryota; Fungi; Ascomycota; Eurotiomycetes; Chaetothyriales; Herpotrichiellaceae. Gene Ontology annotation, molecular function: ATP binding; ATP-dependent chromatin remodeler activity; DNA translocase activity. Gene Ontology annotation, biological process: reciprocal meiotic recombination; double-strand break repair via homologous recombination. Bases 1 to 2883 code for a protein of 960 amino acids. The record is from RefSeq and is a predicted model, not a curated record. The transcript has 2 exons.